This is a messenger RNA of Oldenlandia corymbosa var. corymbosa, 1176 nucleotides long. NCBI's taxonomy places the organism in Eukaryota, Viridiplantae, Streptophyta, Magnoliopsida, Gentianales, Rubiaceae. The record is from the annotation of a GenBank genome assembly.
AUGAUUCUACCAUCCGUCUCAAAAUCCCCCACCCCGUCUCCUCACUUUCCCCAUCCGAGUACUAAAAAUCCUUUCUUUAUUCAUAAUUUCCCUCCUCAUCUUCAUCACAUUCAUAAAAAUCCCAACUUUAUUGUUGUUGCAUCAUCAUCAUCACCAGUCUCAGAUGCUUCUCCCUCACUUCCUACUCUGAAACAACCCAAUACUCCCCAAUCGUCAAUAAGAUUGGGACCCUUUACAGGGAGGGACCCAGAUGUGAAAAAACCAGAGUGGCUGAGGCAGAAAGCCCCGCAGGGGAAAAAGUUUGAUGAGGUGAAGGAUUCAUUGUCAAGGUUGAAACUAAACACAGUUUGUGAGGAAGCCCAGUGCCCUAAUAUUGGGGAGUGUUGGAAUGGAGGUGGAGAUGGGAUUGCUACUGCCACCAUUAUGUUGCUUGGUGACACUUGUACUCGGGGUUGCAGGUUUUGUGCUGUCAAGACCAGUAGGAAUCCUCCUCCUCCUGAUCCCAUGGAGCCUAUCAACACUGCAUUGGCCAUUGCCAGCUGGGGAGUGGAUUAUAUUGUGCUCACGAGCGUGGAUCGUGAUGAUUUACCUGAUGGUGGAAGUGCUCACUUUGCUGAAACAGUGAAAGCCAUGAAGGAACUGAAGCCUGAUAUAAUGGUGGAGUGUUUAACUUCUGAUUUCCGGGGUGACCUUGAUGCCGUUUCUGCUCUAGUUCACUCGGGAUUGGAUGUUUUUGCCCACAACAUUGAGACUGUGAAACGACUCCAGCGAAUUGUUAGAGAUCCAAGGGCUGGCUACGAACAAAGUUUGUCAGUUCUGAAACAUGCGAAGCUGAGUAAGGAAGGAAUGAUAACCAAAUCUUCAAUUAUGCUGGGACUUGGCGAAACGGAUGAUGAGUUGAAGGAAGCCAUGGCAGAUUUGCGGGCGAUUGAUGUUGAUAUCCUCACACUUGGACAGUAUUUACAGCCGACUCCAUUACAUCUUACUGUCAAGGAAUACGUUAGCCCUGAAAAGUUUACGUUCUGGAAAGAGUAUGGAGAGUCAAUUGGUUUCAGAUACGUUGCUAGUGGACCACUGGUGAGAUCAUCAUACCGAGCAGGGGAGCUGUUUGUGAAGACAAUGGUGAAUGGUGAGAGAGAGAGGGCGAAGUGCAGCUCCACCACAUCUCAAGCAUAA